UGCGCGAGGCUGGGAGCGCACCGGCGGCCGCCCUUCCCCCACCUCCAGCCGCGCGUGGGUGACAGGGCCCUGGGUCUCCACGCAUCUUCGCCGCCCCGCGCUGUGACCGGGCCUGUCACGGAGCCACGAGUGGACACCGGCCCCUCUAGGUCUGCCUUAUAUCUGUGCCUUUACCUAAAAGCUACCGAAAAUGAACAAAUCCCAGGGGUCAGUGUCAUUCACGGACGUGACCGUGGACUUCACCCAGGAGGAGUGGGAGCAGCUGGACCCGGCGCAGAGGAUCCUGUACAUGGAUGUGAUGCUGGAGAACUACAGCAACCUGCUGUCCGUGGAGGUGUGGACGGCCGACGACCGGGCGCAGCGGGAGCUGGGUGACCCCGAGGAGCAGGCGAGGCCGUACAUCAUCUGCCAGCACCAAACCCCCGUCGAGGAAAGAAGUGAUCUCUUUGAAAAACCACUCAGUCUGAGCGCGGACUUUGUUUCUCUAAGACAAGUGCCCUAUAAAUAUGACUUAUAUGAAAAGACUCUGAAAUACAGUUCAGACUUACUGAACGGUAACAGCUAUAUAAGGAAGCAGGCUGAUGAGUAUAACGAAUUUGGAAAAGCCCUUCUCUAUCUAAAGCAAGAGAAAACUCAUCCUGAAAUGGAAUAUGCAGAAUAUAACAAAAUUGAGAGAGCUUUCAGCCACAAAGAAGCCAUUUUUAAACAUCAGAAAAUUAGAAAUUUGGUACAACCCUUCCUUUGUAAUUACUGCGACAAGGCUUUCUCCUUUAAGUCACUCCUCAUCAGUCAUAAGAGAAUACAUACGGGAGAAAAACCGUAUGAGUGCAAUGUCUGUAAGAAGACCUUCUCCCACAAGGCCAACCUCAUCAAGCAUCAGAGAAUCCACACCGGGGAGAAACCCUUCGAAUGUCUCGAAUGUGGAAAAGCCUUCACCCACCAGUCCAACCUCAUCGUACACCAGCGGGCACACAUGGAGAAGAAGCCCUAUGAGUGCGGCGAGUGUGGCAAGACCUUUGCCCAGAAGUUCGAACUCACGACACACCAGAGAAUUCACACCGGGGAGCGACCCUACGAGUGUAAUGAAUGUGCAAAAACCUUCUUCAAGAAAUCAAACCUCAUCAUACAUCAGAAAAUUCACACGGGGGAGAAGCGCUACGAGUGCAGCGAGUGUGGGAAAUCCUUCAUCCAGAACUCGCAGCUCAUCAUACACAUGAGGACGCACACGGGGGAGAAGCCCUACGAGUGUACGGAAUGCGGCAAAACGUUCAGCCAGCGGUCAACUCUCAGGCUACACCUGCGGAUCCACACGGGGGAGAAGCCAUACGAGUGUUCCCAGUGCGGGAAGGCCUUCAGCAGGAAGUCCCGACUCAGCAUCCACGUCAGAGUUCACAUAGAUGGCAAACCCUGACCGGCAGCAGGUCGGACCGUGCAAAACCCUCCCACCCACCGGAGCCCUUCGGUGGGGUAGAAACCUCCUGAGGUCCCGAGGGAGCAUGGGAAUUCAUACCGAGAGACCAUCCAUCAGCUCCAAAACGCCAAAUUAGGGUUCCCUGCAGACAGCGGUACUGAAAGUUAGAUAUGAGGCCCAACUGAAGAACACAGACCAAGAAUAUCGCACUGUUAAUAGACAUGCUUAACUGUGUCACAGUGAGAUUUUUAGAACCUUGAAUGAUUUAAACCUUGAAUGAAUUUAAGGAUGAAAUUGUCUGGGAAACAGCAGAAAGGAUAUACAGACAGUACCUAGGGAUAGAGUGGUUGUGUGCGAUUAUGCCACAAAACCACAAAAGUAUGUUUUAGAUCUGCCCGUAUGAAUUUUAACAGUCACUGGGAGUUUGAAAUUUUUCUAAUAAUUAGGACAUAUCAAACAAGAUUUUCCUUACUAAAUAUCACGUUUUGUUUUGUUUUUACAAUUCAGUAUGCAUUCCAGAUGAAAUAGGGAACAUAUUUUAAGAGGCAUGUAACACAUGUUCUGCUUGCUGGUAAAUGGAAGUUGGUGUGGCCAUUGUUAAUGAGC
Molecule: messenger RNA, 2017 nt
Organism: Pipistrellus kuhlii (Kuhl's pipistrelle)
Lineage: Eukaryota; Metazoa; Chordata; Mammalia; Chiroptera; Vespertilionidae
Gene: ZFP1
Product: ZFP1 zinc finger protein
Exons: 4
Coding region: 191-1411 (406 amino acids)
Biological process (GO): negative regulation of transcription by RNA polymerase II
Cellular component (GO): transcription regulator complex; PcG protein complex
Molecular function (GO): RNA polymerase II cis-regulatory region sequence-specific DNA binding; DNA-binding transcription repressor activity, RNA polymerase II-specific
Source: RefSeq, a predicted model, not a curated record